AGUAAAUAGAAGCAGCGCAGCCCCUUCAUUACCUCCUUCCUGAGGGGUUUGCUGGGCGCUGGUCUCGAGGGGACAGCCACGGGGGGCUCCUCGGGGAGGCUCGUUACUCCGCUGGGGGCAGCGACGGUUGGUGCGACAGGCACGCGCAGUUCGCCCGGGCCGUGCGCUCCCAGCGGGGUCCUUCUGCCCAGGCCGGCGCGAUGCUGCUGGUACUGUUGGUAGCGGCUCGGCAGGAGCCCCGCGGGGCUGGGCCGGAUCUUCCCCUUCCUCCGCCUCACUCUCUUCAGCGCAGGCCGCGCGCUGCCCCCCAGACCCGCCAGGCAGCAGCUGGGCUGGUUCUCACAGUUGCUGUCCCCUCGCCUGAGGCGCUGGAGUAGAGUCGAGGGCAGCCGUCUGGGGUCUUCGGUGCCUGCCGAGACCCGAGCCAGGAAAGGCGGCGGCGCCGUGGUGGUGACCAUGGUGGGCUGUGGGUACCCAGAGCUGUACAGGGGAGAGGGGUCGAGCCCAGGCGGGGACGGGUGGUUCGGGUCGCUGGGGAGUGUCUACCCGGGCUUUGUGGGCUGAGAUGAUGGCGCGAUCAGAUCCACUGCUAGGAGAACAUGGCGGGGGAGUGAAAGGAGCAGGCAGCAGCGCCCAGUGUUGUUACACGAGAGGGGCACGCCCCCUUCCGCCGUCCGGCCAAUCGUCGCGGGAGGAAGGCGCGAGGGUCACGCCCCUCCGCUGAGUACAGCCAAUCGCAGGGAAACAGCCCCAGCGGUGGCCCCGCCUCUGCCAAUCAGAAGCGACACAAACACUUCGGAGCACGCCCGCUUCCGCACACCGCCCAAUCGGGGCAGACACAAACAGCGGGCACGCCCCAGUCUCCAAGUCACAGGCCCACAGUGCGAAGCGAAAGGGGCGGAGCCAACAGCUCUCCUUCUGAGAGCGGCCGGCCAAUGGGGCAGCGCGCAGGCAGACCGGGCCGCGCCCCCGCGCCCGCGCAGCCAAUCGGCAGGGACGUAAACACGGUGGGGCCCGCCCCUCGGCGCGAGGCGGGUGCGCGUCGUUGGGGAUGGAGACGCCGGCGCUGCGGCCUGGUGGGGCGGCCCCGGCCCCGGCCCCGGCCGCGGCGGAGGCGGAGGGGGCGGCGGCGGCGGCGCGGCAGCGCGACGAGCGGAGCCUGGAGGCGCUGAGCCUGGCGGGCGGCGCGGCGGCGGCGAGGCAGCAGCAGGCGGCGGAGGGGCGGCGGGCCACGCUGGCGAGCGCCCUGGAGCUGGAGGGGACGGUGCUGCGCGAGGGGCGGCUCACGCAGUUCGUGGCCAACAACCUGGAGCGGCGGAUCCGGCUGAGCGGCGCCCCGCGGGGCGAGGCGGCGGCGGCGGCGGCGGGACCCAUCCCCGCCAUCGACCCCGGCGCGCUGCAGGACGUGGUGGCCCUGGCGGGGCAGGUGGCGGCGCAGGUGGACGAGCUGCUGCGCAACGUGCACUGCGGGCUGCAGGCCCUGACGGCGCUCAGCGUGGGCUGCAUCCAGACCUACCGCGACGGCGUGGAGAGCCUGGGCGAGGCGGCCGACCUCAGCAUCCGCGCCAUGUACGCGCUGGUGGCGCGCUGCGAGGAGCUGGACCGUGCCAUGCAGCCCGUGCCUGCCCUGGCCAAGCGCAUCCGCGACAUGAAGGGCACCCUGGAGCGGCUGGAGGGGCUCUGCAAAUAGCUGGUACCUGGCCCUGCUGCCGUGCAUACACUGUUACAGAGCCUCCUACCCCCCUGCGCGAUGCCCAAGCUUUCCCCACUUUCCAUUCACUUGGUGUUUAGGGAGAGAAGCCACCGCUGCUUUCCCUGAGUGGGGGCGCCUUGGGGUUCCCUCUGCUUGGAAUACGGCAGUCCUGUCCCGGUGUGUGUGACCGAUCCCCCCCCCCCAUUUCCUAAAGUGUCACUUGGAGAAGCGAUACUGUGUUUAACACAGCAGCCUUCAGGCCUCGCGCUCCGGCUGAAAUAGGCCCUGACACCUUUUUCACACCCAGUGUCUUGAGGUUUCCAUGGUUGUGUUUUUCGUGCUUGUUUGUUCCCCUUGUUUGCUAGGCUAUGUCUGCGGCCAGCUUACUGUUUUUAUCUGGAGGCAGUGAAAAUGUCGCACACUAUGAAGAAGAAAAGGUCUCUGUUUAAAUCCCUUGGUAAACUGCACACAGUGCUUUUUAGCUUGAGUUCCAUUAAAGAAUUUUGACUCCGCAUGCCUUACACUUUCUAUUUAUUGAGGGCUAGGAAAAAGAAACCAAUGGAAAUUCUUAACUAAAUCAGCUGUUAAUAUUUUUUUUGCUAUGAAAACAGAAAUUGUUUUGAAUACUUGUUUGAUGUUUUCAGGCUUCAUGUUGAUUUCUGGUUGACUUAGUGCCUAUCUAGAAUAAUUAUUAUUAAUUUGUUAAGUUAUUUCAGCAAACAAGUGUGUGAGAUAAAAUUCUACCAUCUCUUACAAAUCACUAGUGUAAGAGAGAAUACAUAAGAGAAAGUUUGACGUAUGUAACAAUGACCCCUGCUUGCUAAGAAGAAUAUAAAAUGAAUGGAAUAUAGUUGAGAUUCAGAUAAAAACAAAUCUACAAGUAAAGUUCUAAAAAGAAAUUCCAAAUAAAAUGUUUCACCUGUGUAAGUGUCUACAGUUUUCACAGUGUAGAAUUUUAACCGGCAUUGCUGUGAAAUGAUUGUGAUUUUUUUUCAGUUUGGAAAAUACCUAUUUAGGAAUACCUAUUGAGGAAUAUGAAUACAUGAUGGCAUUAGAAAGAUGUAUGAUUGUCAUGGAAUGGGUAUUUUGUGGGAAUUUGCUUGUAUAACCUGAAGCUUUUGUAUAUGCAUCACUGUAUGCAGAAGUUAUUUUGCUGUAUCAGUAAGUAUUUCUUCUGAGUCAUGAGAGUAGCUGAAUUCUCUGCUAGAUUGGGUUCCUAUGCAACCAACCUUUUGUAAGAUGCUACGCAGCAGUCCAGUUAGGUAACAAGUGUAUGGAUCCUCGCAACAAGAUUUUGUCAGAGAAAUGAUCACUGUGAUCUUAUGUGUGUGUAAUGGUGCUUUUGGUGGCCUACAGCCCCUGGAAACCUUGGGGCAAAGGUAUCCAGAAAUACUACUUAAAUCCUGUAACUUUUGGUUAAAGAGUAGGUGAGCUUAUGGUGGGGGCAGUUGCUACUCCAUUGCAGCUUCAUUAUACAAUACCAGUGAGCGAGAUGUGGACAUGGGUAUACACUGUGCUACUGUGCUGUAACAAAAUAAUUACUUUUUUUGCUACUGUGAUUUGUGUAAUGCUAGUCUGUGGCCUGUUUUGAGCGUCUCAACAUGGUGGUGCCUCCACGUUUUUUGUCAGCAAGAGGGAUGUAUUUCACAUAUGGCCUUCCAGCCUUAGCAGUGAGAGUGGGCUGGAAAUGGGCUGUGCUGUGCUCCCCUCUCCUUGUGGUCAGCAGUUCCCAUGGAAUAUGGUGUCUUGAUUGUGGCUUUAAAAAGAGACUAGAUUGAUAAAGAGUAGCAGUUAGUGGAGAUUAAAAAAAAAAAAAAAAAAAGACAGUUUACUGCCCCUGCAUAUAGGCCUAGAAGUUGUUGCUUCCCAUGAGCCUAAAAGAUUCAUACCAUAACAACAGCUGUAAUCUUAAUAGUUUUGGGGUAUCUUCUUGGGAAAGUUUGAAAUAGUAUUGUCUGUUGUGGAGAUGCAGUAGUUUCACCAAGUACAUUUUUCUUUUUUGUAUGUCAGAAAUUAAAAUUGAAGCUUAAUCUUGAUAACAUGAAGUAUUGAAAUGUACAUAAAAGAUCUGCAAUUUGUAUAGCCAGAUAAGUACAAUUCCAUUUUAUUCAUACAGGCUAAGGUUAAGCCCUAAAGCAUACAUGUUCUAGUAAACAAAUGGUUGUCAACAGUACUUCAUUUGCAGUCAGGCUACAUUUAAUGCUUAUUUUCUGAUAAAUUGUCAAAUCUAUAGAGUAAAAACAUUAUGUUUUAAAUAGUUAGUGAUCAGUUGUUGUUGAAGUAUUUCACUUCUUAAUUAUGGCUUUUCUUAUUUGGUAAAAUAAUUUGAAAGAUAAUUUAAACUCUGCUCCUGAAUCUACACAGAGACUCGUUAAUGUGACUGCCGUGAUAGUUUCAGUUGAGAUCCUCAGGCAGCUGUUUCUAGCAGUGAUGUCAUUCAUGUGAUGAAAAAGAAAUGUCUGGUGAUCUACAAGCAUAAAGGAAAUGCUGUCAAGUGAACUUUCGUCAUAACAAGACUGACAAGGUCAGAGAGGAAAAAUAACAAAAUAAAAUGGAACACAAAACUCUGAGCAAUGCCAGACUCAGAAUUAGCUGGGAAAUUAUUUUCCUCUUCUGAUAACCAUCACUGACUCCAUUAAGAAUUGGAUUUGUUUGUUAAUUUUUUUUAUUUGGGUCAGAUAUCUGCUUUGAUUAAAGAAGUCCUUCUUUUGAUGAAGGUGUGGUUGGUUCUGCUUGAUUCAAGUUUUUUUUCCUCUCUCCUUCGUUUAUGAAGUUUUUUAUUUCCAAUGCUUAGUUGAUUCCAUAUCCAUGCUGUUUGAAGCUUUAUAAAAUAAAACCAUGUAACAUGUUAAAAACAAAUGAACAAAACAAAUCAAAAACAAAGCAUAAAUGAAUAUCAUUGACAUUUCAGCUUUAUGGGUUUUUUCAGCAUUGCCUAAUUUCACUGGGUGUUCAAUAUGCAAAUAUAUCAACUUUUUUUGUUAAUUAUUUUAUUCUCAACUGAGUUAUGUGUCUUGCCAUCAGACAUAUACUAAAGUAACUCACUCAUUUGGCUGGAAUUUCCAGAUUUAUGGUCGUACUUAUUCCCAUGAGCAAAGUUCCUGAAUCAUUUAUGGGUGUGUGAGAAACAAAUCAGAAACAAAUUCUGAUUCUUAUAAUUAGCUGAAUCCAAGAGCACUCCGCUUGGCAUUGAAGAUGCUACUAUUUUGAAAUGGUUUCAAAUAACAUGUCUGUACUACCAGUAUGUAAACACCUGAAUUUUAAAGCUUCAGAAUUAUCUACUACUUUCCAGUAUAGUAGCGCAUCAGCUGUUGUAGCAAACUGUAUUAACUCAAGCUGUGAAAACAGUAGAAAGUAGGGUUGAGGCCUCUUGCAGUAGGCAUUAUUCAACAUAAUGGAUUCUUACUGUCCAUGCUACCUUGUACUCAUCAACAUUGGCAAGCACACCUAAAAAAAAGCCCUUAGAAGAUCAAUGGGUUAUGUUCAUGUUGCAGUCGCAGCCUACUUUUAUUUGCUUUGAGAAGGGCAGAAACACUCCUCUGAAAAUCAUGAAGAAUCCAGCUAGUACAUUUUUUGUGAAUAUAGCCCCACUUCUGUCCUCACCUUUGCUUGACCUCUUCCAGGACACACAUCCAGCCUUCUCUUUCCUGUGCUGUAUGUAACAAUAUACCUAAGAGCAAGAGAGAUUCAUGACGUUUCUCCUUUACAGAGCUUAAUACAAUUCUUGCAUCAGAUACAGGAAGCAAAACUGGACUGGUUUUGAAAUCUGCGAUGAGGGAAAGCUUUUGUGGUCAUUAAUCCCCGCUGUUCAAAGCUUGAGAAUUAGAGACGUGAUCAGUGGACUUGGGCUCUGAGCUUUCACUGCAGAGGUUAAUAUCCUCCUACCCAUCUUUAUGACAAUAGGAGUAGAAUUAUGCCCGUAUCUGGUGACAGGAAGAAUGAUAAAAAAUGGUGUUUGCAAGCUUAGCUGCGAUUUUGUUUCCUUCCUGCUAUUUAUAUAUAUGAAGAGCAACACAUAAAAAAAACCCUCAAAUAUACCCCCCCCCAAGACUGCCAAGCAACGUUUUCUUCCACAUUUUUGAGGCUAUGAAUAGGAUUGCAGUUUCAUAAAUAUUAAAAAUUGCUGGCUGUUGGGGUAGCAUAUUUGGGAUGGCUGUCUGCAGUAGCUUUAAAUACUGAUGAGAAUUGAGAGAACUUGAGCUGGAGAAUAAUAAAAUUCUGCAAAAUUAUUUUAUAGAGUUGGAGAUAAAGCAGUUCAAGUGACACUUCCUAAAUUGUCAUCUGCUUUCUGUUAGCAUGGUUGUACUGCCACUUCAUUGAAUCUUGAUUUAUUUCAGAAAAAGGUAGAUGUUUCUGUUAAUGCUUCUGUUUUCAUCAGUGCUAGCUAUGGAAGAACUGUAGAAUGUUGCCCAGUGCUGUAUUUCUUGUCUCAAAGUGACUAGCCAUGGUUUUUCCUUGUUUUCUUAACAUACAAUGCUGGAAAAAUUCCCAGCAUUGAACUCGCUUGUAAAACAAGCAACCGUGCGCAGUGUGAAGUUGUUGGGAAGCAUAUUGUGGAGCAGAGCUGCUUUGUCUAAAAAUACGUGUCAAUCAAGGAGGGGAAAAAAAGCAACACAAACUUGCCAGACAGUCAUUUCUAAUUUUACAGCGAUCUGAUAAUCCUGGGAGUCUGUAUUGUCACUGGGAUUGUUUGACUACACUCAGCAGAAAACCAAGAAAAUUCCAAGUUGAAGGUCCUGUCUGUUUUGUAAAUGAACUUUGUUUCUGUAGCCUAAUAUCAGGAAUGAAGUUUACUGGCUUAUUCAUCCUAAUGAGAUUUUUCUUGUUUGAACUUGAACUGAAGUCACUCAGAGAAAUUCUAACUUGAAAAUAAACUCCUUUAAUGUGAAAGUA
Messenger RNA from Rhea pennata, 6586 nucleotides. RefSeq names its product BLOC-1 related complex subunit 6 (gene BORCS6). NCBI's taxonomy places the organism in Eukaryota, Metazoa, Chordata, Aves, Rheiformes, Rheidae. Gene Ontology annotation, biological process: lysosome localization. The record is from RefSeq and is a predicted model, not a curated record. Gene Ontology annotation, cellular component: BORC complex.